GUUCAUUGAUGAGUUUCAUUCGCUCGAGGUCUCUUCUUCACCAUACACCCCCACACCCACCCACACACCCACAUGCAUUCAGCAGUAUACGUCCCACUCACUGGUCAAAGGAUGCUGCACACGAAUCAAGGCGCCAAGCAGAGAGAGCGUGCUUGUGCUGUGCUGUACGAUACACACAUACACGGAAAAAUGGAGCAAAGAAAACACGUGAAAAGACUUGCUCACUCACACACACGGCUACACGGGUCGCAUCAAUCAUGGCAGACAGGCAAACAGACAGACACUUAGACAGACAGAACAUACUGCCAGAAUCAGCCACCCCACACCCUCUAUCGCUUUGUGUCCGCUACUGAACCCCCUGUCUCACUAACAAAGAACGACCAGAUAUGUACAUGUGUGUGCACAAUGGACACCUGGAUGGGAUGGACCAUCCAUCCAGUCACUUGAGGCAAACACACACCAGCCACCCACCCACUUGAUGUCAUCCACAGCUCCACACGUACGGUACGGUGCUCGUGCUUAAACAAAGGCGCACGAGCAUUUUACACAGCCAUCAACAGAGAUAUGUACACGCUAUACCAAAUGUGUGUGUCCACACACCCAACCCCACACACACUACGUGUGUGUCAUCACACGCACCCGCACACACUAUGUGUGUUGUGGUGUGUCUAAUAGUAUCCGCCGUAACCACCACCGUAGCCGCCGCCAUACCCACCGCCACCAUACCCACCGCUGCCAUCCUUCUUGUUCUUGUACUUACCCCACUUGUCCUUGAUCUUAUCCCACUUGUCCUCGAGCUUGUCCCAGAAGUCCUUGCCCAGCCUCCUCUCUGUGGGACUCGAUGCUUCCUCCACAUCCUCCAGGCCGUACCCACCACCGUACCCACCGCCGUACCCGCCGCCAUACUUCUUGUUCUUGUAGCCAUACUUCUUGGGCUUAUACCUAAGCCAGUUGGGCUUGAUCCUAAGCUUGUCCCAGAAGUCCGGGCCCAGCCUCCUCUCUGUGGGACUCGAUGACUCCUCCACGGCCUCCAGGCCACUGGGCUCAUCUUCAUCUUCAUCUCCAUCUGCAAACAUACUCACACACACGUGGCCAACACAAUGACGUGUGGGCGGGGUGGCGAUGUCUGCACACCCACCUAUAGGUGCGGCCGUCGGCUCAUCAGCCGCGUCCUCACUGUCUGCUGCCGCUGGCCCCGUCACAAGAGCAUCAGGCACACCACCUACAGGCAGACAGGUACACAGGAAAGGCGUAAUUGUGCAGUGUCUGCACCAGCUGCAAACAGCCAUCGUGUGUGCGUACCAUCGGAUGUCACUUCGUCGGCGUCAUCAGCUAUCCCGCCUCUCAAACGCCGGGCCACCGCAGACGGAGCAUCAGCAGGAGCAGCCCGCUUCAUAUCGUCAGCGCAGACCAGUGCGAUGCCGAGCAGGCACACCAGCACCGAAAGGGAGAGGGCCUUCAUCGGUCGUGGAGCGGACGUCGGGAGGAAGCGCAGACGAGCAGCGGGAAGACGAACAACGACAAGGGGCUUGCUGAAGAGAAUAAGUCGAGGAGCGAGAGAGACUCGGAGUCAACCGAUGAGAGUGGAGUCGAGGGAUGCUGCAGAUGGACAGAGAGGGGGGAGGCCGUUAAGACAGAGGGCAGAGAGACAGGGAGAUAGCAGGAGGGCUGUCGUCGCACGGCUAACGCAGAGAGAGGAGAGCGCGGUGUGCCG
Vitrella brassicaformis is the source of this 1714-nucleotide messenger RNA. The record is from the annotation of a GenBank genome assembly. NCBI's taxonomy places the organism in Eukaryota, Vitrellaceae.